GCCGCCCGUCACGACGCCGCCUCCCCGCCCCGAGCCCACGCCCAGGCCCACGCCGGCGCCCACGGAGGAGACGCCGGCGCCCACGACCACCACGCCGCCGGCGCCGACCCCCCCGCCGCAGGGCCCGCAGGGGGAGUGCCUGAUCUACGGCGACCCCCACGUCAUCACCUUCGACGGCUCCCGCGCGAGCUUCGACAGCGCGGGCGAGUACUGGGCCGUGAAGAGCGACACGGUGUGGAUGCAGGGCCGCUACGCGCCCACCGUCGUGACGAACGGGCUCUCCGUCAUGAAGGAGAUCGCCAUCGGCGGGCCCUUCCUGAAGAGCAAGGACGGCAGGGACAACAUCCUUCGCGUCUCCGCCCUCAGCGCCACCUGGAACGGGGUCCCCAUCAUCCCCGGCUUCCCGGACCGGUGGGACAGCCAGGACCCGCCAGUGCAGGUGGUCACCGACAGCUCUGGCCAGAUCCUGCAGAACGGUCGCGCCGGCAAGGACAUGCACGUGGUGCACGUGACCCUGCCGCUGUUCAUCACCGUGCAGAUCAACCGCUGGAACGAGCCCGGCGAGGGAGAUUACAUCAACGCGCGGAUCGUCAUGUCCAAGCAGCCCAACCAGGACGGCCACUGCGGGAACUUCAACGGCAACGGUGCGGACGACACCCGUCCCCUGAUCCGCAGCCGCAUCGGCACCAACGGCGUUGACCCCGCGCAGCUCCUGUACCGCACGAAGACCCCCGUGCACGCGCCGAAUCGCCCCGACCUCAACAACUGCCCCACGGUGAAGGCGGACCACGCCCGCAAGGUGUGCGAGGAGAAGUCGGCGAACGGCCUUGCCAGCGAGGAGUGCAUGAUCGAUGUCUGCUUCGGCGGCGACGCUUUCGCGGAUCACGAUGCGGACAUGUAA
This is a messenger RNA of Prorocentrum cordatum, 901 nucleotides long. Lineage: Eukaryota; Dinophyceae; Prorocentrales; Prorocentraceae. The record is from the annotation of a GenBank genome assembly.